Folsomia candida is the source of this 1142-nucleotide messenger RNA. RefSeq names its product SEC14-like protein 2. The coding region runs from base 83 to 1012 and encodes 309 amino acids. Gene Ontology annotation, cellular component: cytoplasm. The transcript is spliced from 8 exons. Lineage: Eukaryota; Metazoa; Arthropoda; Collembola; Entomobryomorpha; Isotomidae. The record is from RefSeq and is a predicted model, not a curated record.
AUUAUCCAAUUCAGUCUGCUUUUUGGUAACGCUCCGGCAACUUUAAGCUUUAAAUUUUCUUCAAUAGAAAUAUUUUAUACCCAUGUUACGUACCAUGGGUAUCGACCAUUUAACUUGUUGCUGUGUGAUUUUAGCGUGCAUCCUGAUACCGGGUAUUUUCUCCGGUACCGUAAAAUAUGCGGAUGAUCUAAUCAUUAGCCAGAAGCAAAAGGAAAUUUUGGAUAAGUUUCGUGAAAUUGUACUCUCUCGCCUACCGCAUGAUUACAUGAAAAGGGACAUUUACCUGGUCCGUUGGCUUAGAGCAAAACGUUUUGACAUUGAGGCUUCUGAAACAAUGUUCAUGCGGAAUUUGCGGUGGAGGGAGGAAAAUAAAAUGGACACCAUACUUAACGAAGAAUGGAGUGAUUUAGAGCUAAAUUAUCCUAUUCUCAUGCAAGGUUGUGACAAAAUAGGACGACCAGUUGUUAGCGGGCAAGCGGGUGAGUGGGACGUGCGAGGUGCCAUUUUGGCGGGAUUGUACGAACGUGGCCUCCGGUAUGUGGACCGAAUAUUAGAAGAAUCCGUCGUCAUAGUUCGAAAAGCGCAAGAAAGAGGGGAAAAUAUGACACAAUUUGUCGCUGUUAUAGAUAUGAGACACUACAGCUUUGUUCAGCAUGGGUGUCCGCUAUGUGUGAUAAUGUACGCCUACGCAGCUCAAUCAUACCGAGAUCACUACCCGGGUAGUGCACACCGAGUUAUUAUGAUUAACGUUCCAUCAGCUUUUUUAGCAGCUUGGACUUUGAUACGAUCCGCCCUUCCGGAGGAUGAGAGAAACCUUCUCGUUUUAUAUGGGCGGGACGAGCAUGAAUGGAAAACACCGCUAUUUAAGGAGAUAGAUCCUUCCGAGUUGACCAUUGACUUUGGUGGCACCAAUGAAGAAGCAGUAUCUCAGAUUUCAGAUCAUUUCUACCGAGAUAACGUGUCAUGUGAAUGGAUGCGACAUCAAAGAAAUAUUGAUAAAAACGGGAUUUGAGGAUUUAGAAAGACUGAAUUUGUAGGAACGCAUAAUAUUUUUUACGGGGUGGUGCAAAAUUCAACUGAAUAUAAUAAUAAUAACUGAAAAAAAUUAAAAUUAAAUCCAAGCCAAAAUUUUCUCAAAUGAA